AUGGGUCGCAAGGGAACCGCCAAACCGGUUCGGCGCCCCAAGGCUGCCAGGGACGACGAGGAAGGAGAAAUCUCUGACGCCGAAUCUGCCCCCAUGUCUGAAUCGGAUUCGGACGCCGGAGAUGGCCCAGAAGACGAAGACCGUCCCAUCUUUCCUUACGAAAAGCUUUACUACUCGGCCAAAGAGAAAUCGGAAAUCAUGGCCAUGCCUGAAAUCCAACGUGAGGAGUUGCUUUCUGAGCGUGCUCAACAGGUGGACCGCUACAACCAAGACCUUGCUUUACGUCGCCUUUUGGCUUCUCGUGAGCGUGAAGAACAGCGAGCCGCCAAGAUGGUGAAGCGCAAGGCUGGAUCUGCUGGACUUGAUGAUACUCAGCGCAAGAGCUCGCGCCAAAAGACGACUCUUGGUGGCCGUAAGGUCGGUGAAGCCUCCGGUGCGAUUGAAGCAUACAAGCGCCAGCGUGAGCAGAAGGGCAAACGUGAUCAAGUCCGUGGCCCAGGCACUACCCAGACUCGCCGCCGUUCUCGCUCUGCAGUUUCUGAUGAGGACGAGGAUGCCGAUGCUGAAAGUGAUCUUGAACUGGAUGACCGUGUAGGCCGUUCGCCAUCCAUCCCCAAGGAUGACCCACCUGCUGAACUCCGCGACAUCAACCGUGCUCGUGUGGGACGCAGCAACUUUGCUCAAGUCUGCUUCUACCCAGGCUUUGAGGAUGCUAUCACUGACUGCUAUGCACGUGUCAACAUUGGGCCUCACCAUGAAACCGGCGUGAAUGAAUACCGCCUCUGUUUGAUCACGGGCUUCACAGAGGGCAAGCCUUAUGCCAUGGAGGCUCCCAAUGGGCGUGACUUUGUUACGAACCAGUAUGCCAAGCUGGCCCAUGGAAAGGCUGCUGAAUACAACCGUUACCGCAAGACCCUUGCCGUGGAGGAUAUCAAAAUGGCCACCAAGACCAAGUUGGCUAUCAAAGUUGCUGAUAUCAACCGUUUGAUCAACCAUCAAUUUACCAAGGAGGAGCUGACCGAGAAGCUUCGGAAGCAAGGUGCCUUGAGCUUCAAGGCCAAUGUCCGCAAGCGCUUUGACCUGGAGCGUGAUAUGCAGUUUGCCAAGGCCAACGGUGAUUACGAGCGAGCCGAAGAGCUGCAGAAGGAGUUAAACCAAAUCCUCAACCCCAACCUCUCCUGGGGUACCUCUCUCAACAAGCAACCCGCCGACAAGACUCUUACCGAGGCUGAACGCGUCCACCAAAUCAACCUUCGUAAUCAGAAACUGAAUUACGAGAACGUGCGCCGUGCUCAGCUCGAAGAGCGCAAAGCCGCUCGAAAGGCUGCCGCAGCCGUGGCUCGUGGCGAGGCGGUUGCUGAUCCCUUCAUGCGUGUGCGUACGGUUGCCAAGACUCACCAUGAUGUCUCAGACAAGCCCAAGGAAACGGCAGUUAAGACAGAGACGCCUGCGGAAGAUACUCCCAAGAAGCCUUCUGUCACCCCUUCCAAGGCUUCAACUCCCUCCGGCACCACUCCGAACAAACGCAAGACCAACUUCAUGAUCACAUACGCGAAAAAUGAUGAUGAGAACAUCGCAGCACUGGAUCUGGAUAUCGACAUCGACAUCUAG
This is a messenger RNA of Penicillium chermesinum, 1611 nucleotides long. Its product is annotated as RNA polymerase-associated protein. NCBI's taxonomy places the organism in Eukaryota, Fungi, Ascomycota, Eurotiomycetes, Eurotiales, Aspergillaceae. The record is from RefSeq and is a predicted model, not a curated record. The coding region runs from base 1 to 1611 and encodes 536 amino acids. The transcript is spliced from 4 exons. Gene Ontology annotation, molecular function: DNA binding.